AUGGAACAAAGAAAUAACAUUUUUCAAGCAAAAUAUAAUGAGUACAAGCAAAUUUUAGAAGAAUUGCAGGCAAAGAUUAUAGAAUUAGGUCAUGACAAAGAUGAACAUGACGUAGUUCUCAAAACAUUGAAGAAUGCUGAACCGGUAAGGAAAUGCUACAGGAUGAUAGGUGGCGCACUUGUGGAAAGUGAUGUUCAAACAAGUUUACCUGUUCUUGAAACUAAGAAAGAAAAUCUAGAAGGUACAAUCAGUCAAAUGAAAGAGACUUUAAUAAAAACUGCACAAGAUUUUGAAAAAUGGAAGAAAGAUAAUAAGAUUCAAGUUGUUAAAAACUAA
This is a messenger RNA of Saccharomyces kudriavzevii IFO 1802, 336 nucleotides long. It is a transcript of the gene GIM4, whose product is annotated as tubulin-binding prefolding complex subunit GIM4. Gene Ontology annotation, molecular function: protein folding chaperone. Gene Ontology annotation, cellular component: prefoldin complex; cytoplasm. NCBI's taxonomy places the organism in Eukaryota, Fungi, Ascomycota, Saccharomycetes, Saccharomycetales, Saccharomycetaceae. The transcript is spliced from 2 exons. Bases 1 to 336 code for a protein of 111 amino acids. Gene Ontology annotation, biological process: protein folding. The record is from RefSeq and is a predicted model, not a curated record.